Messenger RNA from Coniophora puteana RWD-64-598 SS2, 2070 nucleotides. Its product is annotated as L-serine ammonia-lyase. The coding region runs from base 89 to 1993 and encodes 634 amino acids. Gene Ontology annotation, molecular function: 4 iron, 4 sulfur cluster binding; L-serine ammonia-lyase activity. Lineage: Eukaryota; Fungi; Basidiomycota; Agaricomycetes; Boletales; Coniophoraceae. The transcript is spliced from 22 exons. The record is from RefSeq and is a predicted model, not a curated record. Gene Ontology annotation, biological process: gluconeogenesis.
AGCACUGCAGAGUACCCCAACGUCCUCUACACCGAGCACUUACUUGACUCUCUUUCGACCACCCAAAGGUAACCCGCACCUCUCUGUCAUGUUCCUGCGUCCGGUUCGCGCCACGGCGCGCCAUGUACGCGCUCUGCGCGUUCCGUCCGGGAUGCACGCGUCAACCUCCCGCCGGACCAUCUCCCAGUCCUCGAGUGUCUCGCACCUCAGCGAUAUCAUGGCCAAGAAGGAGAACAAGAAGGACCCUGAAGGCCUGACUGUCCAGGUGCUCGAGGAGAAUGUUCAACCCGGGCACGCCGUUAUAUCCACCUUUGAUUUGUUCAGUAUCGGAGUCGGUCCCAGCAGCUCGCAUACGGUGGGUCCUAUGCGAGCGGGAAAGAUCUUCAUAGCCGAUCUGCAGGAGCUGGGGCUGUUGGAUCAAGUCAAAACCGUGAAGAUUGCACUCUACGGCUCACUUGCGGCCACAGGGAAAGGGCAUCAUACACCGCAGGCUAUCCUUCUAGGUCUUGAAGGCUCUGACCCGGAGACUAUUGAUACGGGAACGAUACCCUCGCGUUAUGAGGCUAUCGUCACAAACAAGUCGCUACACCUUGGUGGUAAACAUCAUGUUGUCUUUGAUAUGGACCGAGACAUGGUCUGGCGCUGGGACCAAGUCCUCAAAACGCAUCCUAACGGAAUGCGUUUUUCGUGCUUUAACGAGGGCGGUGACCUUUUAGCUACAAAUGAAUACUUCAGUGUUGGUGGUGGCUUCGUUGUUAAUGAUAAGACGAAAGUGGACGAGAAUAUGUUCUACAAGGGCGUCGACAAAAGCGCGGUUCAUGGGGCCAGACUGAACCAAACACAUAGCCUAUCGGAUCCCAUGACAGAAGUUGCGCGUACUUCGCGUGACGAAAAUGAUCCCGGGCAUCCGCCUUACCCCUUUGAAUCUGGGGAUGCCUUGCUCGCGCUCACUAAGAAGCACAAUUUGACCAUAGCCCAGAUUGUGCAUGACAAUGAACGGUACUUCGGGUUGAGUGAAGAUGAGAUUCAUGAGAAGUUGAUGCGCAUUUGGACCGUCAUGGACGAAUGCAUUCGUUCAGGCGUCACCACGCCAGAGAAGACGUUGCCGGGACGCUUGGGACUUCGCCGCCGAGCACCCAUGCUUUACAGAAGACUCAUGCGAGGGUUCUACCCGGGGCUUGCAGGGUCUCAGAACCCCAUGAUUGCAUCGGGCUCCCUUCCGGUCGGAGCGAUUGACUCACCGCACUCGGAUGAUGAUUCAAAGCCAGAACAAAAGGCGUCGAGCAAGGUCGCCAAUGGUGGAAGCACGCCUUCACGGGCUCCAUGGGUUUUGGGGUCCUUCGAUCAUGCCAUUCUGCCUAUGCCACCGCGGAAGACGAUGAUUCCUGCCGUCGACUUCCUGUCUUGUUACGCAAUCGCCGUGAACGAAGUGAAUGCCAGCGGCGGACGGAUCGUCACUUCACCGACAAACGGGGCCGCUGGCGUCAUACCGGCUGUUCUCAAGUACAUUGUAGAGUUCGUGAGCGAUGACCCAGAGAAGACCAUCAAAACCUUCCUAUUGACCGCUGCGGCGGUUGGUAUGCUUUUCAAGCGCGGAAGUACCAUAUCGGCCGCUGAGGGUGGCUGCCAAGCUGAGGUCGGAGUCGCCUGCUCAAUGGCGAGUGCAGGCUUCGCAGCGUGCAUGGGGGCAUCUCCGGAAACCGUUCUUCAGGCCGCAGAGAUAGGAAUUGAGCAUAAUUUAGGUUUGACCUGUGACCCAAUAGAUGGGCUGGUCCAAGUCCCGUGCAUCGAAAGGAAUAGUCUUGGAGCCGUUAAGGCCGUCACGGCCGCUCAACUCUCCAUGGCCAGCGACGGUGUCUACCGUGUUACAUUGGACGAAGCCAUCGAGGCCAUGCGUCUUACCGCCGCUGACAUGAGUGUGAAGUACAAAGAAACCAGUCUUUCGGGUCUUGCUACGACGGUUAAGAUCCCGCUGUCGGUGCCCGCAUGCUGAGAUAUAUCCGCCACUUGCAGAAAAUAGAUAAUCAGUCAGCCGACGACGAACUAGACCGCCGCAACGAUGUCGAAGCC